Messenger RNA from Dibothriocephalus latus, 765 nucleotides. NCBI's taxonomy places the organism in Eukaryota, Metazoa, Platyhelminthes, Cestoda, Diphyllobothriidea, Diphyllobothriidae. The record is from the annotation of a GenBank genome assembly.
AUGAUGCUACAAGGACCCUUUGAAGAACUCUCUGCGGCGACUGCAAAUCAACCGGUCAAGGCCACGGCCACCAGUGACGCUACCUACCUCGCUCUCAUCACCGCUUCACUAGCUCUGACCUCCGUUCAGCGAUACCGUCAUCCCCACCGCCUCAUCUUUCUCACAAGCGAGAGGGACUCGGUUCUAAGUUGUGCUCAUUGCGGUUGCAGAUCCACCUCACGCACCGGCCUCAUCCAUCACUCACCACUUCAUCGCAGAGAGACUGUCCGUUGCAUGGAUAUCCAGGACAGCGUUAUCUACCGUGGUGCUGACCCACCUAACGCUUUUGAGCAUCCAUCAGCACCCCCAUCACCGGCUUUCCCACAAGCAGCAGCAGCAUCAGCACAACCAACUGCUGACUCAUUACUGUUCGACCUUUUCUGCUCGCCUUGGUCAUUCACUUGCGAAUCCAGAGACCGGCAAGUCGUUGCCAACAGCGCAAGCAUAUACUCGCCACACCCCCCCACCCCACUGCCCGUACUGAUCACGGACAUUCACGCACACCCUAUCAGCCUAUUAGGCCACCUACUUUUCCAGCAAAUCCUACGGUGGAACACCGCCAGGUACACCAUAAUAACGCAACUCUCCUCAACAGCCCCUACAUUAUAUAUGUAUGGCUACGCCCAACACAAAGCAAUGCUUGCUAGCAACCAACAACUCCCAAGUAAGAGGAAUGUGUAUGAUUCUCAGCUCCUUCUCCCUGUGCCUACUCUGUCAUCCAUUUGA